Toxotes jaculatrix (banded archerfish) is the source of this 3648-nucleotide messenger RNA. RefSeq names its product multimerin 2a (gene mmrn2a). The transcript is spliced from 11 exons. Gene Ontology annotation, molecular function: protein binding. The record is from RefSeq and is a predicted model, not a curated record. Bases 12 to 2978 code for a protein of 988 amino acids. Lineage: Eukaryota; Metazoa; Chordata; Actinopteri; Toxotidae.
CUGGAGCAGACAUGAGACCAGUGGGAGAACUGGUGCUGGUACUGGGUUUACUGGUGAGCGUUCACUGUGAGGUGAGAGCACGAGACCCCGAGGUGGAGGAGGAAGAGGAGGACCUGAGAGGAAGAGCAGGAGGAGAAGGAGGGGGAGGAGGAUCGUUUUGGACGGGGGCAUUUCCUCCUCACCCUCAGAGGCUUCACCCAGGGGCGACGGAAACCCCCCCACUGGGAAAGAGAGGGAACCACGUAACCCGAUAUGGGAACUGGUGUGCGUUCGUGCAGAGGCGUGUGGUGACGACGGCGGUGCUGUGUGGAACAGAGAAGUACAUCAUCAAGUCCCAGAGUCCCUGUCUGAGCGGGUCCCCCAACUGUCCCAUGGUCCUGUACAAGCUGUCCACCCAGCCGAUGUACACUCAGAGUAAGAAGACCAUCACCACUCUGCAGUGGCGCUGCUGUCCAGGACACGGAGGACACAACUGUGAGGACACAGUCCCUGAUCCUCAGCUGGAUUCUGGAUCAGCUCCGAACAGAAGACCUGAGCCAGAGAGAGCCGAGCUCAGAGGUCCAGGUGUUCACAUGCAGCUCCAGCAGCAAAUCGACCCGAACCGCGAGCAGAAUGACAACCCUCACACCUCCCAGCAGCAGGAGCCCCGCCUUCAAGAAUCCCCUGCUGUCAUCUCCGUUCCCCAAGUGGUGGCCCUGGUCAUGUCCCAUCUGCAGCCAGUCCUGGAGGGCUUCAACCGCUCACUGGAGCACCUGAGCUGGCAGGUAGGGGACCUGGCCCAUGAUGUGGCCCAGCUGAAGAGCAGUCGGUGGGGGGCGGAGCGGCAGACAGCGCCACCCGAAGGACCUGAGCUGGACGAGGCAGCGGAGGAACGUCUGGAGGCCAAACUGGACGAGGUGUUUCAGAACAUCAGGGAGGUCCAGAGGCAGGUGGAAAGUCAGCGGACAGACAUGGAGGACGGGCUGCACUCCCAGCAUGCAAUGCUGCACUACAACCUCACCAGCUUUAAGACGGACAUUGACAUGAAGCUGAAACGGCACCAGAAGACGCUGCAGGUCAGCCUGCAGGCCAUGAACACCACACUGUCUGAGCUGAAGCUGGACGAUCACCUCCCUUUUCCCGCCCUGUCUCCCCGGCCCUCGGACUCCUCCGCGCUCUGGGACGCCAUUGAACGACUGGACGACGCGGUGGUCAACAACACGGUGAAGGUGACCGCGCUGACGGAGGACGUGGAGGUGACUGCAGGGAGCGUCCAGCAGCUGAGGUGGGACUUAAAGGAGCUGGAGAAGCAGAUCAACCAGACGGCCCGGAGCAGUCGCAUCCUGUUCAUGGAGACGGGGCUGGAGGUGGAGGAUGCGAAGGUGGCGGUGCUGAAGCGGGUGGAGGAGCUCGCUGGGAACCUGGCGAAACACAAAAAGCAGCUGCAGGAGCAGGAGGAUGACGUGGACUACCUGUACACCCUCUGCCACAACAACACCCACGCAGACUGCGGCUGCACGCGGCUGGAGGCCGCUGUGGCUCGGCUGGAGAGGGGCGUGGCCAACGUGACGGCACUGGCCAAUGAUAACAGACUGGCCCUGGACGAGAACAGCGAGGGAGGGGUGGAGCAGUGGGGCGAGCCCAGCGACUGGGAGCCGGCGGUGGAGAGGCUUCAGCGUGGGCUCCAACAUGUGCAGGAGUCUCUGGCCUCAGAGCAGAGCAGGACCAGGACUCUGGACCUCGGCCUGACGCAGCUGAGCAGCUCGGUGGCGGUCGGCCUGGCCGAGGUCUCCGACAUGAAGGAGAGGGACAAAAACGUGAGGGAGGAGAUUCAGCGCCUGACCAGCUCCUUCAAAUCUCUGCUGAAAGACGCCAUCCGACACAGCGACGUGCUGGACCUGCUGCUGGGGGAGGAGGUGCUGGAGUUCCUGGAGUGGCCCGUCCAGGACCAGGUGGCCAACUCCAUCCCGGCCCUGAAGGAGCAGCUGAGGAACCUGCAGGAGCAACUGAGACAACAAAGCCUGAGCAUCACAUCGCUGCUCAGCAACAGGCCAGGAAGCAGAGAGGAGGUACCAUCUGCUGACCAGCCCUCCUCCUCCUCCUCCUCCUCCUCCCACCUCGUCCCUGGUGACUGGUAUCUCGGUGGCAUGAGGAGGAGCGACAGUGGAGUCCCAGCCAGGGAGCAACAGCUUCUCCUCCACCCUGAUGGGAGGCGUCCGGAGCACAGAGGAGACGGCAGUGAUCUGUGGAAUCUGGAGAAAAGGGUGGAGGAGCUGGGGCUGAAGGUGGUCCGGCUGGCCGAGAAACCCUGCCCCUGCUCCAACAGCUCCACGGAGGGUGAGACGCCGUCGGGUGGUGUGGACACCAAACUGCAGGCGGAGGUGAUGUGGCUGAAGAGAGGGCUGGAGGAACAUCUGGGGGUGUUCAAGAACGUCUUCAGUAACGCUGACGUGCUGGCGGCAUCUCGCUCCACGCUGGAGCUCGACAAGCUGUGGCAGAUGGUGAAGGACAGAGACCGAGAGGGGAAGAAAGGGAAGAAGAGAGGAGGAGGAGGAGGAGGAGGAGGAGACCAUCGGCACAGGAGGGAUUCAUCAGGUGUUGUUCCUGUCCCGUCCGGCCAAUCAGAGGACUCUCUGCUGUUCGUGGCUGGAUCUCCUCUGAGAGUCUUAAACAGCGUCGUGGUGUUCGAAGCGUCUCUGAACCAGGGUCUGUUUUACUCAGACACGGGCUCCUUCACAGCUCCGGUGGACGGGGUCUACUUGUUCAUCCUCACCUUGGACUGGAGGCCGGGCCCCGCCCACAUGGUCCUGAGGAGGGGGUCGGGCGGAGGUCUGGUAUGGCUACACCGACAGGAGGUGACGGAGGCGGGGCCGACCACAGGUGUGGGCCUCCUCCAGCUCAGGAAGGGGGAGGUGGUGAGGCUGGAACUAAGGGGAGGAGCAUGGGCGGAGUCAGAGGACAAUGUGUUCACUGGGAUGCUGCUCCACCAGACCACCUGAGGGCGCUGUGGUCUCCCUGCUUAAAGUCUUCAUGCUAAGGUAGCCUAAGCUCCGAAACACUCAAACGAUCACAUGACUCAUUGGAAACGCUGCGAUGUUACCAUCACCGGUGUCCGCUGAUCGAGCCGGGCGGCGCCUGCUGGUCGACGCCCCACAGUCAUCGGAGGUCUCCACCGAUCAUCCGCUUAAAAAUCUGACCACAGAUCAGCUGCAGCUGCUUCUCUCUGUAAAACUGAGCUGAGCUUCAUCUGCCUGUAGAAUCAUGUACAAACAGUUUAAACCAUGUUAGAAGGAAAAAAAGCUUUUAAAGGGAAAUUUUUACUUUUCAUAUUUUAUAUGGAGAAAAUAUUUGCAUGUAAAGUCACCUGUAUGUUUAAUGUGUGUACAAACAGAGUUCCAGUAUAUUUAUAUAAAGAACAGCUGAGCCCAGUUUCACAUGAAAAUGAACAAAGAAAUGAAUGUUUUCAUAUAAAGGAUGAAGAAGUUUGGUCGUCAGCCUGUAAAUGAAUAAAAAGCCUUUAUCACAAACAGCUUCAUGAUAAAUCUGCAAACACACGAGACGCAGAUUCAUUCGUUCAUCUCUGCUCUGUCUGCAGCUUCAUCACUUCACAGGAAAUUCACUGGAAACUUUGGUCAUUUGUCUAUUAAAUGUUACCACGGUGACGCCUUC